Messenger RNA from Drosophila melanogaster (fruit fly), 3004 nucleotides. It is a transcript of the gene GluRIIC, whose product is annotated as glutamate receptor IIC. Gene Ontology annotation, molecular function: monoatomic ion channel activity; ligand-gated monoatomic ion channel activity; signaling receptor activity. The record is from RefSeq and is marked reviewed. Gene Ontology annotation, cellular component: plasma membrane; membrane. The coding region runs from base 113 to 2935 and encodes 940 amino acids. The transcript has 11 exons. Gene Ontology annotation, biological process: calcium-mediated signaling; monoatomic ion transport; monoatomic ion transmembrane transport. NCBI's taxonomy places the organism in Eukaryota, Metazoa, Arthropoda, Insecta, Diptera, Drosophilidae.
UCCCAGUUGCCAUGGAAUCGCCAGCCCGUGUGCUCGCAUGAAAAAAGAACUGUCCGGAAAUAGCUCAGCCCGCUGGCCACAGAUGUUCGGUGGGAAUUCCAGAGAAGCAGGCAUGUGGCAGCGCAUACUUUUGCUCGGCUGCAUGUGGAGUGCAUUUUUCAUGUGCCGCAGCCGGGGGCAACAAAUCAACAUUGGCGCCUUCUUCUACGACGAUGAGCUGGAGCUGGAGAAAGAGUUCAUGACGGUGGUCAAUGCCAUCAAUGGACCUGAAUCGGAACAGACGAUGCGUUUCUAUCCGCUCAUAAAGCGCCUGAAGCCCGAGGAUGGGAGUGUCACAAUGCAGGAACAUGCCUGCGAUCUCAUAGAUAAUGGUGUCGCGGCUAUUUUCGGACCAAGUUCAAAGGCGGCGAGCGACAUUGUGGCCUUGGUGUGCAAUAGUACCGGCAUUCCGCACAUAGAGUUCGACAUAUCGGACGAGGGCAUUCAGGCCGAGAAGCCCAACCACCAAAUGACCCUUAACCUCUACCCGGCCCAGGCCAUAUUGUCCAAGGCCUACGCGGAUAUUGUACAAAACUUUGGGUGGCGCAAGUUCACCAUUGUCUACGAUGCGGACGAUGCCAGGGCAGCAGCUCGACUGCAGGAUCUUCUGCAGCUGCGAGAGGUUCACAAUGAUGUGGUGCGGGUGCGAAAGUUCCACAAGGAUGACGACUUCCGGGUCAUGUGGAAGAGCAUACGGGGCGAGCGGCGAGUGGUUUUGGACUGUGAGCCCAACAUGCUGGUGGAGCUUCUGAAUUCCUCCACUGAGUUCGGUCUGACUGGACAGUACAAUCAUAUAUUCCUGACGAACCUGGAAACCUACACCGAUCAUCUGGAGGAACUAGCGGCGGAUAACGAAACAUUUGCCGUGAACAUAACUGCUGCUCGUCUUUUGGUCAAUCCCGAUCCUCCGCCGUACUCCCUACCUUACGGAUAUGUCACCCAAAGGGACAACAUCGUUUACGAAAGCAGCGAUCCGCCUCGCACCCUCAUCCACGACUUGAUACAUGAUGCACUGCAGCUUUUUGCGCAGUCCUGGCGCAAUGCCAGCUUCUUCUACCCGGACAGGAUGGUGGUGCCGCGAAUAACCUGCGACUUUGCCGCAUCCGGAGGUCGCACCUGGGCCAUGGGGCGUUAUCUGGCACGCCUCAUGAAAGGGACUUCCGGCGUGAACAACACGAACUUUCGGACAAGUAUCCUGCAGUUCGACGAGGAUGGACAGCGGAUAACGUUCAACAUCGAGGUCUACGACCCCUUGGACGGCAUUGGCAUAGCCAUCUGGGACCCUCGGGGUCAGAUAACGCAGCUCAAUGUGGACGUCAAGGCGCAGAAGAAGAUGAUUUACCGGGUGGCCACCAGAAUUGGCCCACCAUACUUCUCGUACAACGAGACUGCGAGGGAGCUGAAUCUGACGGGCAACGCCCUCUAUCAAGGAUAUGCCGUGGACCUUAUCGACGCCAUUGCCAGACACGUGGGAUUCGAGUACGUCUUCGUUCCCGUGGCUGAUCAGCAGUACGGAAAACUGGACAAGGAAACCAAGCAGUGGAACGGCAUCAUUGGCGAGAUAAUCAAUAAUGAUGCACACAUGGGAAUCUGCGACCUGACCAUCACCCAAGCGCGAAAGACCGCUGUGGAUUUUACAGUGCCCUUUAUGCAGCUGGGUGUCAGUAUCCUGGCAUACAAAAGUCCGCAUGUGGAAAAGACACUCGAUGCAUACCUGGCACCUUUUGGGGGAGAAGUCUGGAUCUGGAUUCUCAUAUCCGUGUUCGUAAUGACCUUCCUCAAGACCAUAGUAGCGAGGAUCUCCAAAAUGGACUGGGAGAACCCACAUCCGUGCAAUCGGGAUCCCGAGGUACUCGAGAAUCAGUGGCGCAUCCACAAUACUGGCUGGUUGACUGUGGCCUCCAUCAUGACAGCAGGAUGCGACAUUCUACCGAGAAGUCCACAGGUGCGAAUGUUUGAGGCCACGUGGUGGAUUUUUGCCAUCAUCAUAGCCAACUCCUAUACGGCCAACUUAGCUGCGUUUUUGACCAGCUCCAAAAUGGAGGGCAGCAUAGCCAACCUGAAGGAUCUGAGUGCCCAGAAGAAAGUGAAGUUCGGUACCAUCUACGGCGGGAGUACGUACAAUCUCCUGGCUGACUCCAACGAGACCGUCUAUCGCCUGGCCUUCAAUCUCAUGAACAACGACGACCCAUCCGCCUACACAAAGGACAAUCUGGAAGGUGUUGACCGCGUGCGGAAGAAUCGAGGGGACUACAUGUUCCUCAUGGAGACCACCACCUUGGAGUACCAUCGCGAGCAGAACUGCGACCUGCGCUCCGUUGGAGAAAAGUUCGGGGAGAAGCACUACGCCAUUGCGGUUCCCUUUGGGGCUGAGUACAGAUCCAACCUGAGUGUGGCCAUCCUGAAGCUGAGUGAGCGGGGUGAGCUGUACGAUCUCAAGCAAAAGUGGUGGAAGAACCCGAAUGCCAGCUGCUUCGAGGAACCCGAUCCCGAUGCCACUCCUGACAUGACCUUCGAGGAGCUGCGCGGCAUAUUCUACACGCUCUACGCCGGAAUCCUGAUUGCCUUUCUCAUCGGCAUUACGGAGUUUUUGGUCUACGUGCAGCAAGUGGCUUUGGAAGAAAGGCUCACUUUUAAGGACGCCUUCAAGAAGGAGAUCCGCUUUGUGCUUUGCGUAUGGAACAAUAGGAAACCCAUCGUGGCAGGCACUCCAAUCUCCAGUGUCAGGACUACACCGCGAAGAUCAUUGGAUAAGUCACUGGACCGCACUCCCAAGUCGAGCCGCCGAGUUGUCAUCGGGCGUUCAUCGGAGGAGAUGCGCGAAAUGGCCCAAGGAUCUGGUUCCUCCUCGGGAAGUAACAACGCAGGAAGGGGAGAAAAGGAGGCAAGGGUCUAAGCUGUGCAUGUGUUUAACAAAAAAAAAAGUUAUAAUACAUUUAAUUUAUAAAAUAAAUAUGUGAUUUUU